Molecule: messenger RNA, 435 nt
Organism: Fulvia fulva
Lineage: Eukaryota; Fungi; Ascomycota; Dothideomycetes; Mycosphaerellales; Mycosphaerellaceae
Exons: 2
Coding region: 1-435 (144 amino acids)
Source: RefSeq, a predicted model, not a curated record
AUGGCUGAUGACGAUGGACAUGAGGAGAGGAAUCCGGGCCUCCGUGCGCGCUGUGGUGAGGUUUGGGAGACGAUCGAUGAGAUCAUCGUCGAUACCGAUCACGACAGCGUAGCCCACACCCAUCUCGUUUAUGCGAUUCACUAUAUCCAGAAGACCUUGGAUGAGCUCCGCGAAGGUCCUGUCGUGGAGUCCAACUUGGAUCCUCCCGCGCCACCAGUGUCGGACAAGGAGGGUGAAGAUGCUGCAGGUAAAAUUUACGAUUACGCCCAAAAUGCGGCACGCAAAUCUGACGAUGCCUCAGGAUCAAAGGGAAGUGAGGUUGGAGAUCCGGGCCCUGACGACUUCUCCGCAGAUGACUCCGACGACAUCGACAUGGACGAGCCGACCAACGGCUCCCUGGAGGAUAGUGGUGACGGUCUCAUCGAGACGAAGUAG